AUGAAUCGAUCAGGACCCACAGCGGCUGUGCUGCGCCUGCUGAGCGAUCUCAAGGGCUGCCAAGAUGAGGGCUUCAACGCUGGACCCGUGAAUGAGGAUAAUCUGUUUGUUUGGAACGCGACCCUCUUCGGACCCUACGAGACAGCGUGGGAAGGCGGCGUGUUUCAGUUGAAGUUGGUAUUCUCUGAAGAAUACCCGCAGAAGCCGCCCAAGGUCAAGUUCAUGCAGACCGUCUACCAUCCAAAUGUGUUUGGUGAUGGCAGCUUGUGUCUUGAUAUCAUUCAAGACAAAUGGACCCCUGUCUACUCGGUGGCGAGCCUGCUGACGAGCAUCACGAGCCUGUUCACCGACCCCAACCCGGACAGCCCGGCCAACCCGGAGGCCGCUCGCCUCUUUGUGAGCGACAAGAAGGAGUACAACAAGCGCGUGCGAGCCUGCGUCGAGCGAACCCUUGAGGAGUAA
Molecule: messenger RNA, 462 nt
Organism: Acanthamoeba castellanii str. Neff
Lineage: Eukaryota; Discosea; Longamoebia; Acanthamoebidae
Product: ubiquitinconjugating enzyme E2-17 kDa, putative
Exons: 6
Coding region: 1-462 (153 amino acids)
Source: RefSeq, a predicted model, not a curated record